ACACCUUUUAACAAAGUCAAGAGAAUUUUGACCAGGUUGCACAUAUAAAAAGAGGCAAAACAUCAGAAGAAAUAAACUCUUGGAAUAGGAGUUCAUUUUGCUAGAUUCUGAACCCCCCCACUCCAACCCCAUCCCAUCCACCACCCACCUUAAUGACUCAAGAAAGCAUGCUUUGGUCUCUGGCAAGACAGACAGCAGACUGAGAAUUGACGGUCAAUGUUUGUCCGGUGGCUGGCAGGGCACAACACUCUAGUUUACCUGUGAAUUUGUGACUGAGUUCAAAAUUUUUGAUGCUUGACUGACUGCGUCAAACAAGGAGGCGCCUUCUUCAAAAGCUCAGUAGCUCCAUUUCUAAACAAUAGAUGGAAUCUAACACAACAAGCAAUAAAAAAAUACUUUGACAGAGGCUUAAGCUAAAUAAAUAAAAAGUGUUGAAAUUGAUUCUUCUGCCAAUAACACCUGGUCAUUGCUGCAGCAUCUGACUGUCAUUUUAUAAAAGACUGAAAAUGUUUCCCUGCAGAGACACUUGUGCUGGGAAAUUGUUCUAUAUUUAACAAGAAAAUUGAUCGGCGUGACUCAAACCAUCAACGUUUUGAUAGAUAGUUUGUACGCAUGGUCGCAUCACAGCUAAAGGGCUCGUGCGUAAAAUCUUCCUGUGCGUCUGCUCCAAACUUGUGCGCUUUUUGGAGAUCUCAAGGAAAAAGAAGUUAUUUGUUAAAUAAAUGUAUUUUUGUUACAAAAAAAUAAUAAAUUUAAAUAUUCCCCAAACAAAUAGUUGUAAGUUUUAGACUUUAGAGUAAAAUAAAAAUAAAGAGAAACAUCUGGACAAACUCUAAAUAUGAAUUAUGCAUGCACGGAUCAAUAACUUUUAAUUGUUGGUGCUGCAUUAACUGGUAAAUUCUCCAGCUUUCAUUUGAAAAUACGCAUUUGAAGACUAAAUAAACCGAGAAUUAAGAGAGGAAGUCUGAAAACACCCAGAGGAUCGGCAGCCAGCGGAGCAGAGCGCAACAUCUCCCCCGCUGGAGAGAGCCGGCUGCCCGGCUUGGCUGUGCUGUUCGUCAGCGCAGCAUCUGCCCCGCUGUUGACAGAUUCACACGAUACUGACCGAGGAUGGGUGGCGUUUCACGGGGGUAAAGAGGGAAAAAAAGAAAAGAAAGAAAGAAAAACCUCUUCCGAGUGUCCAAACACCUUUUUAUAAGUCUGAAGUCUGUCCCCUCCGCCCGACCUGUCAAAACCACGCCCACAGCGCCUCACAAUUGGUCCGAAAGCGUGAAAGAGCCAAUCAAACGGAGCGCUGCUCCUCGUAACACGCAACACAUCCAUACACUAUGAAGCCCUAUGGGCCACAGAGGCGCUAGGAAAAUCACGGAGCUGGGACCUUACCACCUCUUUCUCUCUUCCUCUCUCCGGACUCCCUUCUCUGCACACGUCUCCCUCUGAAAAAGUGUGUGCGCGCGCGGCAGGGAGAGGAGGGAUAGAGUGAGUGUGUGCGCAUCAGAGUGCAUGUCCGGAGCGCGUAAAGGCAGAGAGGGGGGGGAGGAUUAUUCGGCGGCGCUAUCGAAAUAUUUCAACACUCGCAGCAGGACCGAAGCCAAUAAGAAGGAACGCUUUUUAACAGGAAUGCCGAUAUUUUGAACGGCGGCGGAGGAGGAAGAAUGCGCCGCGGACAAUUAAGUGACUCACCCCGGUCCGUCCAGAUCAACUAAUGUCCGAAAGCCAGCGCGACAACACAGGGGUGUCAGAUGAGUGUCAGCCUCCGAAGUGAAGCGGCUCUGAAGAUUAAUGGAGAUCCUUUUUUGCUUUUCAAAGUUUUCAUCCUAAACCUCAACAGCGGACUAUUUCAGAACUUGUGAAAAAUAUUGGAUGUUUCUUCCUGUUGCGCCAAAGGAGGGAUUCUGGUUUCUUUUCAAACUUUUUUAUUAUUUGCUUUAAUCUUAUUUUCACUCCAAGUUGCUGCUCUUCUUGAAAGCUUUCGCUGCUUCAAGAAACCCAUACGCACGAUCGUCUCCAUUUGUUGCCUGCACUUGGAUGAACUUCCUGAUGAGAGAUCCAGUCAUACAGGGCUCAAGUAUGGCAUAUCAUCCGUUUAUACCUCACCGGGGUCCGGAAUUUGCCAUGAGUGCAAUGCUGGGUCACCAGCCUCCGUUCUUCCCGGCUCUGGCGCUGCCUCCCAACGGCUCCCUGUCUCUGCCGGGCGCGCUGGGGAAGCCGAUCAUGGACCAGCUCAUGGGAGCCGCGGAGACCGGCCUCCACUUCUCCUCGCUGGGACACCAGGCUGCAGCCGCCCACCUGAGGCCCAUGAAGAGCCUGGAGCCCGAGGAAGAGGUGGAGGACGACCCUAAAGUUCACUUGGAAGCCAAGGAGCUCUGGGAACUUUUCCACAAGAAGGGCACCGAGAUGGUGAUCACAAAAUCCGGAAGGAGGAUGUUUCCUCCCUUCAAAGUGAGGUGCACUGGUCUGGACAAGAAGGCCAAGUAUAUACUCUUGAUGGAUAUAGUUGCAGCCGACGACUGCAGGUACAAGUUUCACAAUUCGCGGUGGAUGGUGGCAGGAAAGGCCGACCCCGAAAUGCCAAAGAGGAUGUACAUUCACCCGGACAGUCCAGCAACUGGGGAGCAGUGGAUGUCAAAAGUUGUUAAUUUUCACAAACUCAAGCUGACUAAUAACAUCUCCGACAAGCAUGGAUUUGUAAGUUCAACUAAUACUAUUCUUAACUCCAUGCACAAAUAUCAGCCUCGCUUUCACAUUGUGCGGGCAAACGAUAUUCUCAAGCUCCCGUACAGCACCUUCAGAACUUAUGUUUUCCCCGAAACGGAUUUCAUCGCCGUGACUGCCUAUCAAAAUGACAAGAUAACUCAACUGAAAAUCGAUCAUAAUCCGUUUGCUAAAGGAUUUCGUGACACCGGCAAUGGGAGACGAGAGAAGAGGAAACAGCUGGCCCUUCAAUCCAUGCGUUCCUACGAGGAGCAGCAAAAAAAGGAAAACGGCGCUUCAGACGACUCUUCAGGCGAGCAGGCUCCCUUUAAGUGCUUCGGCCAGGCCUCCUCCCCUGCUGUUUCCACCGUGGGUCCCCCACACCUGAAAGAUUUCUGCGACAGCGACGAGGACAGCGAUGACGAGAGCAAGGAUGGACACAACAAAGACGGGCCGGACUCCAGCAAGAUUUCCACAACCACCGACGACGGGAAGGACCACGAGGCCAGCCCGGUGAAGGGGGGCAAUGCCCUCACGAACGACUCUGCCGGCAGGAUCCGUGAAACCGGCCCGAGAACUGAGAAAACCCCGGCAGACUCACGGCAGAGCCCCAUCACGGUCAUCUCCAGCACCACGCGCUCUGGAGAAGACCUGAAGAGCCCUAACCUGGACCAGUCCAAACCUGACGAGUGCAGGUCAAUAAACAAGGAGAGCUUCAUGCCUUUGACUGUGCAGACGGACAGCGCGCACUUGGGCCACAACCACUUGCAUAAUUUCGGAUUUCCGCCAGGUUUAACCGGACAGCAGUUUUUCAAUCACCUUGGCAGCGCGCACCCGUUUCUGUUGCACCCCAGCCAGUUCAACAUGGGGGGUGCGUUCUCAAACAUGGCCGCGGGGAUGGGACCCCUACUGGCAGCAGUCUCCUCGGGAGGGGUGAGCACCAUGGACACGACGAGCAUGGCAUCGCCCCCCCAGAGCCUGACGGGGACGCCGGGCCUGCCCUUCCACCUGCAGCAACACGUCUUGGCAUCACAGGGCAUCGCCAUGUCUCCAUUUGGGAGUUUGUUCCCGUAUCCCUACACCUACAUGGCAGCAGCCGCCGCUGCUUCCUCCGCCGCCUCCUCCUCGGUUCACCGGCACCCGUUUCUGAAUGCGGUGCGCCCGCGCCUCAGGUACAGCCCCUACCCCCUCCCCAUGACGGUACCGGACAGCACCCUGCUCACCACGGCCAUGCCAUCCAUGGGCGGCGGAGGAGGGGGAGGCGGUGGCACCGAGCUCAAAGCGGACGGCAUAGUCCCCGCCAGCCCCGUGUCAGCCGUCACGCUGGACUCCACGUCGGAGGUGACCAGCCACUCAUCCACGGUGUCAUCCGGAUCCGUGUCUAUGUCUCCAAAAGCGGAGAAGGAGGCCGCGAACGAGCUGCAGAGCAUCCAGCGCCUGGUCAGCGGACUGGACUCCAGCCAGGACAGGGCGCGGAGCGGCUCGCCUUAAGACAGCAUGAAAACCCCAGAAAGACUUCUGACUACAUUUAGGACAGUCUCAGAUUUAUGCAGGUUGAGAAAAAAUAAAUAAAUAACUCCAAACGUGAACUUUUUGAUUUUUUUUUUAGUUUCUGAAAUGCACUUUGUUUAUUACACAUCUUUCUUUCUUUUUUAUUAUUACUAUAAAUUAAACCCUUCCCCUCCGGCAUCUGAAUACCGUACAAGUAUUGAAAGGAAGCGCUGGCAUGGCUGUGACUUUGGAAACUUUGGAAAAGUUGCUGCUUUUUCCUUGAAUUUUGUCACAUAAGGGAAAAAAAAGUAUUUGGAACAUGCACUCUGAAUCGAUUGGACUUCUUAAAAAAAAAAGAAAAAGAAGAAAAGAAAAGACUGCUGUAUUGUGUUGGAGCUUUGUGAACUGAUUGAUCGAUCGGUUGUUGCAUGUCCCCUGAAACCAGAAUGUUAUUUUAAAAUCUAAAAGGAAACAUUUAGUAAAGAUGGGAAAAAGAGUUCCAAAUUUAAAACUUCUUUUUAAAUUUCUUCAAUUUCUUUUUUUGAAAAAUAAAAAAGGCCUUAUUGAAUGAGUGCUGGGACAAACAGGCCCAAGCAUGAUUUUAGCCCAAACCAGGAAAGGGAACCAGACAUCUAAUUAAUUAAAACAAACAAAAAAAUGUUACUAUUGAUCAUUUGUGUAAAUAUGGAUAUAUAAAAUAUUUAUGUAAUUAUUUCAUAUUGGUAUUGCGUGUAAAUACAACGGAGUAGUUUGUUUUUAGGGAUCAGUUCUUAAUUUAUUAUCGAUGUACCUGUGUAAAAAGUUUGUGGAUUAUUAUCCUUUAACAUUUAUACCCCCCUCUUUAAAAAAAUGUCUUUAUGCCCCCUCCAAGAAAAGAAAAAAAAAGAAAAAAAGCACCUCAGCUGUAGUUACUCACACUCAUGUGCCAUUGUAUUUUCACCUGUUGUCCCCGUGUGUGAACUGUUUGAAUGAAAAGGCGACAACGCACUGCACCCAUGGCUUGAAAAUGAAUAUAUAUAUUUUUUUCUUUUGGAAAAAAUGACAAAAAUGGACACCCACCCCCCUUCCUUGCUCUCUCCUCCUCUUUUUAUUCCAUAUUUUGCGCACCUGAUCGUCAAAGUGCCGCAUAAUCGAUGAAAAAAAUAUGAAGGUUUUUUUUCUUUUUCUUUUUGUGUUUCUUAAGUUGUCAGUGGGUUUAUGUUGUACCGGAGUUAUGUCUAGUUUACAACAUCGACAUCGUGUUGUUGAAAGUUUCAAUAAAAAAAUAUUGAAAUGCU
Oryzias melastigma (Indian medaka) is the source of this 5462-nucleotide messenger RNA. It is a transcript of the gene tbx3a, whose product is annotated as T-box transcription factor 3a. Gene Ontology annotation, molecular function: RNA polymerase II cis-regulatory region sequence-specific DNA binding; DNA-binding transcription factor activity, RNA polymerase II-specific. Gene Ontology annotation, cellular component: nucleus. The record is from RefSeq and is a predicted model, not a curated record. Gene Ontology annotation, biological process: heart looping; cell fate specification; regulation of transcription by RNA polymerase II. Lineage: Eukaryota; Metazoa; Chordata; Actinopteri; Beloniformes; Adrianichthyidae. Bases 2029 to 4185 code for a protein of 718 amino acids. The transcript is spliced from 7 exons.